GUUAGCCGAGGGGGGAGCUGUCGUGUGUUUACCAGGGGGAAGAUCAGGCAGGAAAGACGAGUGGGGGAGCGAGCGAGCGAGAGAGAAAAACUUUUCAGUUUUAAAGAGCUGGAGGAAGCGUGCGCUGGAGCGGCGACCAUGCAGGAGGAGUCUGGGGAACUCGAGUGCAGUGAGAGGAACGGUGUGCUGGUCUGGUCCUGUCCGCUGUGUCAGCAAGGACAGACGGACAGAGACGCGCUCGCUCUGCACCUGACCCGCGGACACAGCGUGCUGCCCGCCUGCCUGGACAGACUGCUGGAGACCGCUGUUCCAGUUGACUGUACCGGUGAAGACAAAGCGGAAAAUGACAUCGAUGCCCCCAGUCCACAGCAGAAGCAUUUGGAGAUAUCAAAGACUCCAUCUGAUCCUUCAGAAGCUGAUAUGAAUACCGAAGGUCCUAGCCAGGCUGCUGCAUUGGAGCCCGAUGAGUCCUGGGUCAAACCUGCUUCCUGCCAUGAAAAAGAGGUUGAAGGAGAAGAAUCAGGAGACCCGGAAGAGACUGAGGGCAGCUUGGAGCCCAACCUAGAAAGAACGGAACUUUCCGGUUCGAAGGAAUCUGAAAAUGGAUCCUCCAAUGUUGCUGCUGAUAAAGAUGGAUCCGAUGCUAAAAGUAGUGCAACGGUUUCUGGCGACCCGUCGCUCGAAAGGUUUCUUGACCCCAACUGUCCCUUCAAGUGUCACACGUGUUUGGAGUCAUUUACUUCCAAAAGUGCACUGAGUCUCCAUUACUGUUCACCCAACCACCUGCAGCGGAUUAGAACGGUUUGGGAGAAACAAGGUGGAGGAAAUAACUCCAUCCAACCAAAUGCUAUUCGCCCCUUUAGAUCCAGCAAGCCCUACCAGUGCGCUGUGUGUCGCGUUUCUUACAAUCAUGCCAUUACCCUGGAGAGCCACUUAAAAUCGGUGCUGCACCAGACUCGUAGCCGAAAUUCUGCGCUUUAUCAGAAUCGUACCCGGAAGUGUUCCAGCGGUGCACCAGGGAAUUCUGGGAGUAAAGGUGCCGGGAAUGGUGUAACGGCGACAAGCUCAGCUGUAAGUUCUGGAGGUGACACUACCCCGACUACCAGUGCCUCCACAGGAAAUUGCAGUAACGCAGCGAGCCUGGCAGCCAUGAUGACCAAAGAAGAAGAGCAAAUGAAAGCCCACCCAGUCCUCUCUCUGCUGUCCUCUCCCGUGGCCUCCGCUCAGGCCGUCUCUGCGUUCCUUACUCUCCUCACGUCCAGUUCUCCCUCCCUGUCUCCUUCUCUCCUGCCCUCUUUGUACACCGUGAAUGCUGGCGCCGCCCCAGGCACGCCCGCCCCUCAGCUGAUACCCCAGCAGCAGCUCAUGCCCCUCAUGCCCCUCUUCCUGAACGGGCUCCAAGCUCCGAGUCCGAAUGCCGAACCCGGCAAUCCUAUCCUCACCCAGCCCGUCUCGGUUUUGGGUCUCAACGCUGCGCAGCAGGCUCUCUUGGCCCAAAGGCUCGGUUGCUUGCAGAGCCUGGGAUUGGCAGUUGGAAGCCCCGCGGCCGUGCAGGCCUCUGCAGAGGAACAGGAGACCAGGGAUGCUGGAGAAGAAGACGAGAUGGUGGAGGAGCCGCACAGCCCCCUACAGGCUGGAAAGACCGAAGAGGAAGAGGAUAGAUGUGGAAAGGGGAGCAUGUCUGAGGAAUUUGAGCACAGAGAGCAGGCGGGAUCAAAUACGAGUGUCGACGAAGAGGCAGAGGGAAAGACGGUUUCUGAAGAGCUUUGUGGAGAAACCAUUCAGCCGAAUCUGAACUCCCCAAUUGCUUCAAAUAAAGUCCCCGAUGACAGCCCUUCACCAGGCAACGUGUCCCUGCCCAGUAAUACCAGCCUUAGCCCCAUCCACCUGAACCUUACCCUGAGCCCUGAUACCACGCCACAAAAGUCCCACACUGAUACUAGCCAAAGCCCGAGUUCCAACCCCAGCCCGAACCACAGUUCCCGACACUCCCCGAGCAGUGCCGGCGCGGAGCAUAAACCUAAUUUCACGAGACCCGGCCGCCUCAACACGAUCCCCGCGCUGAAUCUUCAGGCCACCGCGUGCAGCAAUGCCAACGCGAAGCCUCCCAACCCCAAACCCAAACCCAAGCCCGGACCUCCAGCAAUGUCUGAGUUCCAACACCAGGUGUUGUGGGCUUUCCUAGAGUCCCGCAGUGAGGCGGACGCGGCCAGCCCGCCCCAGGAGGACUGCGAAGCCCUGAGCCUGGAGGUGGGCCUGGAGGUGGAGGAGGUCCGCAGGUGGUUUUCGGAUGCGUGGGAGGCUCGGGAGAGGGGGAAACUAGGAACUGAGCACGCCGGCUGCAAGGCGUCACGAAAAAACCCGGAUGCGGAGGAUUCUGAAAGGGCUACGGAUGAAGAACCGGAGGAAGGGGACGGUGUCCUUACCAUUGUUGAGUCUGAGGGUGGUGAUAGUCCAGCCAGACACAGCGGUGCCAUGGAUUUGUCCAGCAGUCGUGGGAGGGGGAAAGAGCAGGAGAGCGAGGAUCGUGGCGGCGACUCGGACAAGGAGGAAUUCUAUACGUCUGUCAUCGUGACGGACGAGGAAAGCCGGGACAGCUCGGCGAGGGAAGAGCCUGUCAGCCCAAUGAGGGUAGACCGACGGGAACCGCCGGCUCACAAGAAGGAUAACUGCGGGGGCAAAGUUCUCCGCUCCUCUACGGUGUUCCUUUCGGAUGCAGAAGACGACGAGGAUGACGAGGAAGGAGGGACCCAGAGAAUGAAGCGAAAAAAGAAGAUGGAGAUGGAAAACGAGGAGGCCGAUAUCAAAAGGAGAAGACAGGACCCCGACGUAGAUUUGGAGCUGGAGGCUCAGGCGGACCCUCCUGCUCCUCUUUCCAUUUCUGUAGAGCAGCAAGGUCUUCCCAGGAUUAGUGGUAGUAACAUUCUACACUCUCUUCCCCUCUCCCUCUCUCUCGGUCCCUUCGCCACGCAGUUCAUCAGCCCUUACGUUCUCCAACUUCCUGCUUCGGCAGUGGGGUUGGGGAUAAAUGCUCUGGAAGAAAAUCGCGGAAAGGUCCCUUCUUUCACUAACCCCCCUGCAAUCACCCGUUACUCUGGUCCCUUUUCCGAUCCCCUCAAUGCUCCUCCUCCUGCCUCCCACACACCACCUUCUCGGUUCCUACCCAAUGGUGGAGAAUACGAGUCAGCGCUGGAUCUCAGCAUUGGCAAAAACCACAGCGCUACGACAUCAUCAUCCACUUCCGCUUCUAUAAAGGAGGCCAUUGCUCAGCGAGAUCGUCUGCUGGAUGGCCUCGGAUUCAAACCAACCGCUGUGGGUGUACCUGGUGCAGGCGGUCUCAUUGUGGUCCGUGUCAAGCCAGAACAUGCCCUGGCCAUCCCAUCGUCCACCAACAGCAGCACAGUAAACGUCAGCAGCAAUCCCAAGACUAAUACUUUCUUUGUGAGAAAAGCUGAGCAAAUAAGCAAAACUUUGACGGAUCGAGCAAGAAUCAGAGACCAGGAAAGAGAAAGGGAGAGGGAGAAGGACAACAAAAGUCCCAAGCCACAGCCAUUCAAGGACAUGAGGCGUUCUCGAACCAUCAUUCAUACAGAGCAACUGGAUGUGCUAUAUGGCUGCUACUUCAAGGACCCAAACCCAGGCAAACAUGAAUUUGAGCAGAUAGCGGAUUGGGUCCAUCUCCCCAAGAAGGUAGUUCAGAUCUGGUUUCAGAACAUGAGGGCCCGGGAACGUAAGGGGGAGGUACGUUUCAUAAGCGACGGCACUUUGGCAGCAGUGGGGAAGCCGCUCAUUAAGUUCACCUGGCCUCUGACGUCGCCCAUCUUUUCCAGCCGCCCCAAAUCGAGCCCCAGCGGCGGCGGUGGGGUCACAAAGCUUUCCACUGCGAGCAGUCCGACUCUCGUUCAUCCAAAGACGAGGCCAGAGAUGGAGCAACUGAAAGAGAAGGACAAAGCGGCCCCUUUUGUGCCCAAGCCCAAACUGGAGACGCAGACCCCAACGACUGUAAAGGUAAAAUUACUCCCCAAAGUAAAGGCUGCAACUGCUGCUGUCCCUGAAGGGGUCUUGGAGACCCAGCCUCCCCUGCCUUACUCGUCCCUGAAAUGCAAAAGAGAAAAAGAGGAGCAAAAGCGGCAAGAUGAAGAGGAAGUCACGGAUGAGGAAGAGGAAGAGCACGUGAUGGACAAAAUCGGGCCGGGAGCCACCAACCGCAUGACCCCGAAACAGUCCGCCUCCACCAGCAAGCCUAAUGCCUCGGGCUCCCAGAAACACAACGGACUCAACUACUGGUCCCCGAAAGGACCGUUCAAGAUCAACACUCUGACAAGAGAACAGCUGGGCCUCUCGGCCGCCCGCACCCCGGUGGUGUCGGCACCCGCACCCGUGCCCGCGCCCGUGCCCGCGCCCGUGCCGGCUGCCGGCGCCUCCGCUCCCCGUCCCAUCGCCGUCAAACCCAGCCAGGCGGACGGCGGCUUCGUGCACCACACCACGCCCCGGCGGCCGCGGACCCACCUCAGCUCCCUGCAGCUGUCCAUCCUGCAGUCGUGCUACGAGACCUGCGCCCACCCGAACGCGCUGGAGUGCGAGACGCUGGGGACCGAGCUGGGCCUGCCGCUGAAGGUGGUGCAGAUCUGGUUCCAGAACACACGCGCCAAAGAAAAGCGCUGGAGGCUGCAGCAGGAGAAGCAGUUUCCCGGUGCUACGGAUUCCAAGAAGGUAGAGUUCCGCGCGGGCAGCUACCUUCAGUACAGUGCACUCCGAGCCAACCGUCCCAUCUUACCAAAACCGGUUCACCUGACGGAGGUGGAUCCCACCACGCCCCCCGUCCCGGGCCAGCCGGCGGGGAACGAGACCCUCCGAGGCAGGUGCGAGGUGUGCGGAGUCGCCUUUGAGUCCCGGUCGGCGGGCAGAGCCCACGUUUUCUCCCCCCGCCACCUGGCCACGCUGAGGGCCACUAACUUUGGCCAGCCGCCCUCACUCGUCACCGGCGGCUCAGCCGCUGGUUCCGGUUCCGGGUCCGGUUCCGGUUCUGGUGCGGCUCCACUGUCUCCAUCCUCUUCCCUGCCUAUCAGCACCAGCUAAGGGAAAGAUCGGGAAUCGACGGUACGGACUGUGAGCCUGCGGGGCUCUUCGCUUUUAAUGGACGCAGACAUUUCGGGGUCCUGGUCUUUAAACAAACUUAUUUUUUGUUUUUGCUUGGUCCCCAGGCAGGCAUCCGCUAAACAUUAUUUACCACACUCUUCGUACCAAACGGAGCCAUUUUGGAUACACACUGAUUUCUUCUUGCCGGUUCACUAACGGUGAGAACGAUGACUGCUUUUUUGCUUUUUGCUCUAGCUCUGAAGAGAUCCUCUUCUGUCACCAUCCUUCUGACUCCAAUGUAAGAUCCCUUUUUACACCUGUUUUAUGUAACGAUCCUCUAAGUACUUUACUAAUAAACAUUGCUGGACAAGAAUGUCCUGUCCCAAAGCGUCCCCUCACCCUACUGUCACUGCUCUUUAAACCAGAAAAGGAGUCUUCUUGCUAUGGGAUUCCUGGCCCUCCACCUUUGGCAAAAUCCUGACGAUAUGAUUUUGGACCCAAUACUGUCACAUUGUUAUAACAAGUUACUGCAGCUGUAAUGCGUUAUGGCUCUAACAAACCUGUAGAACUGAAUACCACUACUGUUGGUUCUACUGGAUCGGAGCAAUCAUGGUUUCUGAUCCAUGUCCUGACAGAAGUAGACAGGCUACUGUACUCCUAGCUGAAUUGUAUCUACAGGGUUUAUGGUGUGGUCUGCAUUCAGUUGUGUUUUGAAGGGCCUGUUUUUGCACUUAAUUUGCUCACACAAGAUUGGUGCUGGGGUUUAGGCUACACUGAACACGGACACCCUUACACCCAUUCUGACUGAUUAGGCACUGCAACAACUCUUAGCACUGCACAAUAAGGUAGAGGUGAAUUGUCUGAAUGGGCUCUGGAAUAAUAGUCAUACAACUCUGGAGCUGCCACGUCUAGAAUUGGGCCUUUUACCAAAAGGGUAAACCCCACUCUUGUACACACUCCUUUUGUUCAAAAGACAAUCUCUGAGAGAGAGGGAGAGAGAGAGAGGGGGAGGGGAGAAUGAAAGAAAGGUGUGAGCGUAGAAGGUGGUGUCAGGUUCUAAUUACACAGCCCUUUGAUCCGUUUUCGGUUUUACAAAACAAGCUGUGGCCAUUGUACGCAAAAUGCAGGUCUACAGUGAUGCCGGCUGUAGUUUUCGUGCAGGACAAAUUAAAUGUAGUUUAUGUAUUUGUUAUCUUGAACAAAUAAAAUGUCAUCUUGACAGUUUUUUUUUUUUUUCUCUGCAAUUUGUUUACAAAGGCAUACAUUGCACAUGGUAAAACCUGGACCAAAAGGCUGUGGAAUAAGAGUUUUUUUUUUUUCAGUCCUGACAUUAAGUUUUAAUGAGUAUUUUAACAAAAGAAAAUUCAGGAUACAAAUUUUUUGAGUCCCGAGAUGAGAUUUAAAAAUGUAUUUUUCACAUCAAAAAAUUAUUAAAAAAAAAAAAUCAAAUAAAAUAAAAUAAUUUUGUACAAUGAAUCUGUGAACGUAAUGCCACAAGCAUCAUGUGCAUCCCUGUAUACAUUUGCCGUCUGUAUUGCGACUCAGUGCAAGGACUUGGGCACGGAUCUCUCAUUCUCAUUGCCAUCAGCACAGCCCUGUAAUGGAGCAUACCGAAUCCAGACUGAAGUGGAUGGGGGGGGGGGGAAGGACAGGGUCUGAAUGCCUUCAAGAGGAAACAAAGCCUUUUUCAUCCCUUCCUCUUGAAGAAUGUUUGUAUGGGUCUAUGAAUCGCGAGCUAGGUUCUGUAUGUCAAGCCGUACAGUGAGUCUCAGAAGCAGCGGUGGUCCGGGAGGGGGCUGCAGACACCCCGGGAAAUCAUGAGCAGAAUUAUACGGUUCUAGCUGACAUUUUUGACGUAAAUCGAGAUGGUGCCAUAAAUGUGUUGUUUAUAGGGCACGGAAUACGUGUGUGAGGUUUUAUACAAAAAUACGGUGUAAAAGUAUGAAAAAAUGCUAAAUGUAGAAGUCGUAUCUGCUUCGGAAGGCCAUUGACUUAGGGAUUUUUGAGGAUCUGAAAUCUGCUCAGAACACAGACAGGACCGUAUAAUUCUCCGCUCACGACAUCGGGGUGGUGUGGCUGAGAGAGUUCAGCGCUUGGUUGCUGUUGGAAGGACGCAUGAAAUUAUUAUGAUUUUUUUUUAUAUUAAGUUGUAUAUUGUUAUUAAUGUUGCUAAUGAUGAAAAACUAAACUUUUUUUUAAAAAGAAAUAUAUUAAGAAAAAAAAAAAAAAAAAACGUAUUCCAAAGUUGCUAUUCCUUUGCUUUCUGUCAUUUUUAAACACCAAAAAGCAAUCUUGAGGUUUUUGACAGAGAGUGGUAAAGAUGGAUAGAUAUUUUUUAAUGCAAUCUGUAAAGAAAUUCAGUUUCAUCUCUCUCAUCAAAGUCCAGGAUUUCAUGCAUGAGCUACAGAUUAAUAAUGUUCAUGUAACUCAGCCUAAGUCGCCAUUUCUCGUCUCUCAUAUCGACACAGACAUGCUGAAGCUGUGUAAUGUGUCUGUGAUUGCGUAUGUUCAAAUUAUCACUGUGUACAUGAAACUGUAGCUUGUCCAUAAAUCUGGGACUGGGGUCACAACGCUGUGCUAAAUUAAUGGGAUCGCUCACAAUGUUACACUUUCCAAGGUAGCUAGAUGUUAUGGAGAUGGGCUUUAUAUUCUAUUCACUUUCCUGUGUCACUUCGUAUCACUAUUAUAAUAACUGUAUUGCUUCUGCUAUUAUUACUGCUAUUUUCAUCACUGUUUUGGUUAUUGAUUCAUUACGGUUAAUAUGGCAUCCGCAAACUCUAAGUGAGAUGGUAUCGGUAGGAAUAUUUAACAAUAAUGGUGACAGUCUUGAUAUAAUUCUUUAGGAUACUGAUUGUUUUUUUUGUUUUUUUUUUCUCACUUGUAUCUUUUGUGUUCUCCAUUCUGGGUUUUUUUUUUUGUUUGUUUUUUUUGUUUUUUUGGUUUACAGAAAAGGAAAAAUAAAACCUGUAUCUCUUGGGGGGACAUUCAUUUCUGACCUGUUCUAUUAUUUGGCUGAUCUGUCAUCCGCUGGAAUAUUUGGGUUCAUAUUGGGUCAUUAUAUUCCUGAAAUAAUCUAUUCUUGGGAAUUGAGAAUUUCUAUAACAUGCACUUAAAAUAAAAAUGAUUGUGUUCUA
This is a messenger RNA of Conger conger (European conger), 8213 nucleotides long. RefSeq names its product zinc finger homeobox 2 (gene zfhx2). NCBI's taxonomy places the organism in Eukaryota, Metazoa, Chordata, Actinopteri, Anguilliformes, Congridae. Gene Ontology annotation, molecular function: DNA-binding transcription factor activity, RNA polymerase II-specific; RNA polymerase II cis-regulatory region sequence-specific DNA binding. The record is from RefSeq and is a predicted model, not a curated record. The transcript has 5 exons. Gene Ontology annotation, cellular component: nucleus. Gene Ontology annotation, biological process: regulation of neuron differentiation; brain development; regulation of transcription by RNA polymerase II. Bases 139 to 5079 code for a protein of 1646 amino acids.